CGCGCACACACACACUGGCUUUCACACACGCACGCACCGUUGACUGUAGCUACCAAGUUAACACCGCGGCGUAAAAUUUGUCGUUGUAUUAUAAUCAGAGGCACUAAAAAUGAGCGAUAACGGCAAAGGUUACGGCGACCGGGAGUCUCGCUCCCGAUCCAGGAGUGUGAGUCCACGGGGCUCUGGGAAGUCAGCGAGCCGCUCCCCAGCUCGGUCGCCUGCCCGCUCAAAAGAAGGCUCCCGCCACUCCCGCUCUAAGUCUCGGUCUCGAUCCAGGUCAAAAUCUGGGUCCCACUCCCACCGUGGCUCACGGAGACACUAUAGCCGAUCUCGCUCCCGCUCAAGGUCCUACCGUCGCCGAUCUCAUAGUAGGUCAUACAGUGGAGAGCGCCGGCGCAGGAGCCAUAGCCGCUCACCGAUGUCCAAUCGCCGUAGGCACAUUGGCAACCGUGCCAAUCCAGACCCCAACGGUUGCGUGGGAGUAUUUGGCCUGAGCUUGUACACCACAGAGAGGGAUCUGAGGGAGGUCUUCUCCAAGUACGGCCCCCUGGCAGAUGUCUCUAUUGUGUAUGACCAGCAGUCGAGGCGCUCCAGGGGCUUUGCUUUCGUCUACUUUGAGAACACCGAUGACGCUAAAGAGGCAAAAGAACGAGCCAAUGGCAUGGAGCUGGAUGGUCGUAGGAUCAGGGUGGACUUCUCCAUCACCAAAAGACCUCACACUCCAACUCCUGGAAUCUACAUGGGCCGGCCCACAUACGGUGGAGGGGGUGGUCCAAGUGGUCCUCGCCGCAGUUCACGCGACUAUGACCGUGGAUAUGACCGCGGCUACGACCGUGGAUACGACCGAGGUGGUUAUGAUCGCUAUGACGACAGGGACCACUACAGAUCAUACAGAAGGCGAUCUCCAUCCCCAUACUACAGAGGGGCUUACAGGUCUCGGUCCAGAUCGCGGUCUUAUUCUCCCCGUCGCUACUGAGCGUCGCUGUCGAGCCCCUCCUCCUCCCACACAGGGACAGGAAAUGUUUCUGAGUGGAAUGGUUGAUUUCAGAGUUCUUUCUUAAGGUGAUCAUCACACUUGUGUUUGCUGUCGUACAUGACCAGUAUAUGUAUACUGAGAUCAGUUUUGAAGCAGUGUCAUUUGACGUUACUCAAGCUGUCCCCUCAUGUUUUUAAUUUUAAAUGUAUUGGCACAUCUGCCGUGAAAAAUAUGUUAAUGUUUUUAUUAAUGUAUUUUUUGUAUACAAAUUGAGUGAAAGUCCAUCUUUGAACAGAUUAAACCGAAAAUGAUUUUUUUUUUUCACUUUGACUCAUGUCCUUCCUUACAGCACUACAUAUACUUUAAUUUCCUGCUGCAAGGCUGUCAUAAUAGACAAGGAUGUUGUAAUGCUUCAUCUUAUCAGAUUGCUAUUUGCUGAUUUCUACAGAAUUUAUCUCAAUUUUGACAAUAAAAACUGUAAGUGCG
Molecule: messenger RNA, 1462 nt
Organism: Plectropomus leopardus (leopard coralgrouper)
Lineage: Eukaryota; Metazoa; Chordata; Actinopteri; Perciformes; Serranidae
Gene: tra2b
Product: transformer 2 beta homolog
Molecular function (GO): RNA binding
Source: RefSeq, a predicted model, not a curated record